AAUCUUAUAUCUUGCAGAAGGGGCAAUCAAAUUCUAUAAAUCAUAAACUUUCAUUCGCCCUCGCACAACACAGAAGCUAAAAACCCUCUCUAUUGAUACACAAACAGACAUAUAGAGCUUUAUACUGAUAUUUUAAAUCUGAAGAAAUGACUCAAGUAGCAAGAUUAAUCUCUCGUAAUUCAAUGCAACUUGCUCAGCUCUCGCCGAUUUUAAGCAAGCAGCUCACUAGUUCAUCACCGUUACUUCAUCAACUCCGUUCUCCGUUAGCCGCUGCCUCUGUUCAGUCCGUGCGUCACUUUCGUUCGAGUCGCGAUAGCAGGCUUGAGCUUAAAGCACCAGUGAACUGGGGGAUCCGAAUUGUGCCUGAGAAAAAAGCAUUUGUGAUUGAAAGAUUCGGAAGAUAUGCGAGAACUCUUACUCCUGGAAUUCACCUUCUUGUCCCUUUUGUUGAUCGAAUUGCCUACGCUCACUCCCUGAAAGAAGAGGCUAUUCAGAUUCCAGAUCAGAAUGCUAUCACCAAGGAUAAUGUUAGCAUCUCCAUUGAUGGAGUUCUCUAUGUUAAGAUAGUUGACCCAAAAUUAGCAUCUUAUGGAGUUGAAAACCCGCUAUAUGCAGUUAUUCAACUUGCUCAGACAACUAUGCGUAGUGAGCUUGGUAAGAUAACACUGGACAAAAGUUUUGAGGAGCGAAGUGCCCUCAAUGAUAAGAUAGUGAGAGCUAUAAAUGAUGCUUCAAAAGACUGGGGCCUGAAAUGCCUCCGUUACGAGAUAAGGGAUAUUUCUCCUCCACUGGGUGUAAGGGCAGCUAUGGAGAUGCAGGCUGAAGCAGAGCGCAAAAAGAGAGCUCAAGUUCUGAUGUCUGAAGGAGAAAGGCAGGCACACAUCAAUAUAGCUGAUGGAAAGAAGAGUUCUGUUAUUCUUGCCUCAGAAGCUGCAAAGAUGGACCAAGUUAAUAGAGCUCAAGGAGAAGCAGAGGCCAUACUUGCAGUUGCACAUGCAACAACCAAACGAAUUGCUCUAGUUUCAGAUGCUCUUAGAAACCAUGGCGGACCGGAGGCAGCAAGUUUGGGGAUAGCAGAACAAUAUAUCGAUGCCUUCGGAAAUCUAGCAAAGAAGGGUAAUACGUUGUUGCUUCCGGCAAAUGCUUCAUCUCCUGCAAGCAUGAUAGCUGAAGCUCUUGGCAUAUACAAAAAUCUAACUGCCAACUGUUCUGAGUCUAAUGUCCCGGAGAUCUCUGAAGGCAGUUCUUCCGCAAGUAUCAAGGAUAAGAACUAGACUCGGGAAUCCAUGAAGGAGAAUCCGGUAACCAACUGAUCAAGACUAACCUGCUUUCUCUAGGUUCUCAAAUGUAGUAUAUUUAGUCAUUUGCAUUCAAUUAACAGUAUUUGCCAGUUAAGUAGGUAAAUUUUUUUAAUGAGAACAUCCAAGGAUUUCAGGGGAACUUGAAAGUUCAAUUAUCUUCAAAGCUUAUGCUCAUAUCAGUAUAUCUCAAUUAUUGACUUCUGAA
Molecule: messenger RNA, 1506 nt
Organism: Daucus carota subsp. sativus
Lineage: Eukaryota; Viridiplantae; Streptophyta; Magnoliopsida; Apiales; Apiaceae
Exons: 9
Coding region: 147-1274 (375 amino acids)
Biological process (GO): mitochondrion organization
Cellular component (GO): membrane; mitochondrion
Source: RefSeq, a predicted model, not a curated record